Molecule: messenger RNA, 1131 nt
Organism: Entrophospora sp. SA101
Lineage: Eukaryota; Fungi; Glomeromycota; Glomeromycetes; Entrophosporales; Entrophosporaceae
Source: the annotation of a GenBank genome assembly
AUGUCGACAAUUUACAGUAUAAAAGGUUUCAAAUGUUUUCAUUGUGUAGUAACAGCAUAUCAAUUCUCAUUUUCUAAUAUAGAAAAUGAUCCUUUCAAGCAAAUAACUAGUAAAACUUUUCAAUUGAAACACGUUUUUCAUCAUGGUGUUGAUACUGUCGCAGACAAUUUAUUCAUUCGUUUAGACAUUGAUGAAAAUAAAAAUUGGGUUUCUACUUAUAUUAUUGAUGUUAUUGAAGCUUCAAUGUUGCAUUUUAAAGAAAUUUUCAUGUCACUUUUAAAUAAGAAAACUAAAAGUUUGCCAAACCCAAAAGAUAAAAAAAUAAUUCUUGGCUUAGCAAAAAUGUCAUAUGAUGCAUAUAUUGAUUUAGACGAAACAGACCAAUGGGUAAUUUUGAGUGGAAGUUGGGAUAAACUACCAUUUGGAUGGAAAGAUAACGGAAUUAGAGGUUAUGUUUAUGCAGAUGAAUCAAAUUCAACAGUUAUUAUUGGUAUAAAAGGAACUAGUAUAAAUUGGAUUAACGGAGAUGCGCCAACAGCAGGAAAUGAUAAAUAUAUUGAUAAUUUGAUGUUUUCAUGUUGUUGUGCAAAAGUUGAUUUUCUUUGGAAUGGUGUUUGUGGCUGCCAUAUCGAAGGACAACAAUGUAAUUCAACAUGUAUAAGUAGCGAAGUUUAUCAAAAGAAUACUUAUUAUAGUAAUGCUUUGAGAAUUUAUGAAGAAACCCAAAAAAAUUAUCCUAAUUCAACAAUAUGGUUGACUGGUGGAUCACUUGCUUCACUAGUUGCGCUUAAAUAUAAAGUUCCUGCUGUAACAUUUCAAGCUCCUGGUGAUUUAUUAUAUGCUAAGCGUUUAGGUUUAGAUACAACUGAUUCAUAUAAAUUACCGAUAUACCAUUUUGGUCACACAGGGGACCCUGUAUUUAUGGGCGAAUGUAAUGGAUUAGCUUCUACAUGUUAUCAUUUUGGAUAUGCUAUGGAGACAAAAUGUCAUACAGGAAAUACUUGUUCAUAUGAUACAAUUUCUAAAUUUGGAUGGAGAUCAGAAAUCAAGAAUCAUUCAUUACUUUUAUUCAUUAAAAAUAUAGACAUUUCUACAAUAUUUUUAACUGAUAAAGGUCACAAUUCCCCAUGA